UUUCUUUAGGCCCCCUACUCUCUCUCUCUCUCUCUCUAUCUCCCAAACAGAGACGCCAUAAAAUGGGAUGGUUGCAGAGUGAAGUGAAGGGAAAGGGGCCAACCCCAAAAUUCAACUCUCACUAUUUUUCUGCUCGGUCUUAUUAAUAAAGCUUGAGUUGAGGCAGAUAACAAUGGAGGAGGAUUCUCUCGCCUAGUCUCUCUCUCUCACUCCUCCUUUUCUCUUAAAGCUUGAUAGAUAUGGCUGCUGCUGCUGCUAUUGCUUCUAUUGACCAAAAUGGUCAGAAAGCAUACCCUCAGCCUCAUACCCAUUUGGAAUUGGAGUUGGAGAGCUCCUCGUCAUCCUUCCUUUACUGCAACGAAGAAGAAGAAGAAAUGAGCAAGAUAACAAGCAGCUGCAGCUCAACAGAAGAUGACGAUGACAAUGGGAAUGCAGUGGUAGACGACGACGACGAUGAGGAGCUCAAGUUCCUCUUGAAGAAAGAGCAACAGUAUCAUCAUCAGACACAGACACAGACACAGACAAAAGGGAAAGGGAUUAUCAGAAAGCAAGGUGUGGAAUGGAUCCUGAGAGCGAGCUGCUUCCAUGGCUUCUCUCCCCUCACCGCCCUUCUCGCAGUCAACUAUCUGGACAGGCUCAUCGACAGGGAUGAUCUGAUUCUCAUCACCCCAUCAUCAUCAUCGUCGUCGUCGUCCCCAUGGAUGAUGCAGCUUGCAGCCGUUGCUUGCCUCUCCUUGGCUGCUAAACUUGAAGAGCCUCAUCACGCCCCUCUGCUCCAACAACUCUCUAAACAAGAAGAAGAUGACAGUAGUUUCAUGGCGUUCAAGGUCAGUAGCAUCCAAAGAAUGGAGCUUCUGGUGCUGAGGUCCCUGGACUGGAUGAUGAAUCCUGUCACCCCUCUUUCCUUCAUCCACAACAUCCUACUCCCAAGACAGGACUGUUACUCCUUCCUCAACUCCUGUCAGAAUCUCCUCCUCUCACUCCUCCCUGAUGCGAGAUUGAGAGUUUACUCGGCGUCUGUGAUGGCCGCUGCGACAAUGCUUCAUGUGAUCCGUCGUCACAGACACAAUGGUGAUGAUGAGAUUGAGAAUCAGCUGCUCCUCCCUCUGCUCCAAAUCAUCAACAAGGAGGAAGUGAAUUUAUGCUACGAGGCUGUUUCAGAUAUUCUGCUGCUGCUGUCCAACUCCAACUCCAAUGGUGAUGAUAAUGGUAAUGGCAGAAACGACGAUCUGAUCAUCCAAACCCAUCAAGAAUCAUCAUCGGAACUGGGCUCCUCUAAUUCCUGCAAUUCUUCUGCUACUUACUAGAACAACAACAACAAAAAAGAUGAUGAUGGUGACGAGGGCCAGCAGGGAUGAGACUACCUAAUUAAUCAAUUACCUACAUCCAUCCAUCCAUCUUCAUUACCAAUAGAACGACAAAUACCAUAUAUUGUUUGUAAAUAUAUUUAGUAUUGUCUGUGUCUUUGUAUAUAUGUUCUCCAAUCUCCAUAUAUGUACAUAUAAUAUAUGUCGUGUAUAUAUUGUUUUACAGA
This is a messenger RNA of Andrographis paniculata, 1534 nucleotides long. Its product is annotated as cyclin-D3-3-like. Bases 240 to 1307 code for a protein of 355 amino acids. Gene Ontology annotation, molecular function: cyclin-dependent protein serine/threonine kinase regulator activity. Gene Ontology annotation, cellular component: cyclin-dependent protein kinase holoenzyme complex; cytoplasm; nucleus. NCBI's taxonomy places the organism in Eukaryota, Viridiplantae, Streptophyta, Magnoliopsida, Lamiales, Acanthaceae. The transcript has 3 exons. The record is from RefSeq and is a predicted model, not a curated record. Gene Ontology annotation, biological process: mitotic cell cycle phase transition; regulation of cyclin-dependent protein serine/threonine kinase activity.